This is a messenger RNA of Arabidopsis thaliana (thale cress), 1614 nucleotides long. Its product is annotated as Tetratricopeptide repeat (TPR)-like superfamily protein. NCBI's taxonomy places the organism in Eukaryota, Viridiplantae, Streptophyta, Magnoliopsida, Brassicales, Brassicaceae. The record is from RefSeq and is marked reviewed. The transcript has a single exon. Bases 147 to 1202 code for a protein of 351 amino acids. Gene Ontology annotation, cellular component: mitochondrion.
UUAAUUUAGAAACAUAAUGGGUCAGAGUUUCAAUAACAGGCCUAAAAGUACAAAAUAAAAGCCCAUGUCAUCUCAUAGGCCCAUUUUCUUAAUAACGUUCUUGGCUUAAACCCUAACGAACAAGAAAAAUCAAUUUGGGAAACUCAAUGUCUCUUCUCCGGCGACGAUUCGUGAAACAAUCAGUUAAUUGCAUAACAUUCCUUCAAAUCCUCGCCGAGCGAUCCUUCUCCACCGUGAAGAUUCCUCCAGGUCGUCGCAAAACCACCGAAUUCGACAAACUUAUCAACGAAGCUGGCAGCUCCGGCGAUUUCGAGACCGUACGCCGUCUCCUAAACAACCGUAUAGUUCUCGGAUCUUUCAACACGAGCGACACAUUCAAAUUCCUCACCAACACCGCUUCAUACUCCUCCUAUUUAGAAGAUCUCCGCCGCGUUUUGCCUCAGAUCGACGGCGGUUUCUCGCGGAAAAACGCUUACGACAUUUUAAUCUCUCGUCUCUGUAAGCUCGGACGCAUCGACGACGCUUUAAUCGUUAUCGGAGACAUGUCUAACGGGAGAUUAGGCUUAACGCCGUCGACAUAUCACCCGAUCUUGUGCUCGCUCACGAGGAAGUACAAAAUCGAAGAAGCUUGGAGAGUUGUUGAAUCGAUGAGAUCCAAAUCGGUUUCGAUGGAUGUGACGGCGUACAAUUACUUCCUUACUUCGCAUUGUUACGACGGCGAAUUGGAAUCGGCUAGCGAGGUGAUGCGUAAGAUUGAAGAAGACGGGAAUUCGCCGGAUUCGCGUAGCUACGACGCGCUUGUGCUCGGCGCGUGUAGGGCGGGUAAAGUGGAAGCGGCGAUGGCGAUAUUGAGGAGGAUGGAGGAGGAUGGUGUGACUGUGUUGUACUCGACGCAUGCGCACGUUAUAACGGGGUUAGUGGAGGGAGGCUAUUAUGCGCUGGGUUUGGAGUUUGUGAUGGCUUACGCCGGAAAAGAUUUGAGGUUGGAUAGUGAGAGUUUUGGUUUUUUGGCUGGUAAGCUUGUGAAGAGGAAGAGGUAUGAAGAAGCGAUGAUUGUUGUGAAAGAGAUGGUUAUGAGAGGAUUGAGAAUGGGUGAUGAAUUGAGACAAUUCUAUGAAGGAAAUGUGAGAUACGAUGAUGAUGAUGAAGAUAGCUUAGUACAAUCAGAGAGAGAGUGUUACAUUGAGCAGAAGCUUAAUUGAUUGCAGCUCAAGCUUAAAGAUUUGUAUUGUGGUGCAGAGAAACAGAGCUUAAUUGGAUCCAUAAGCUCUUGUUUGAUAGGGUUUAAAUCAUGGAACAAGAAGAUGUGAAUGUGAAUAUAUCGAAACUCUGCAUUUGUUGUAUCUGCUUUGUUUGUGGCAUUGUUGGAUUCAGUUUGAAGCAUACAUGAGCUACUUUAGUCUAAAGUUAUCGUCGGGUUUUCUUGAGAUGUUGAAUUGAGCAGAAGGAAUGAAGGAAGCUCUCUACAGGAGAAAUUAUUACCUUUGUGCUAUUUUUAAUAAUCAAAUGAAAACGUGCUCUUACAAAACCAAAAGACACAUUUAACAUCUUAAACCAUGUUACUUAACUAAUAUACCUCUUGAGAUUUGAAAUGAUUGGAUCAUAUAAUCAUAG